Messenger RNA from Arabidopsis arenosa, 489 nucleotides. Lineage: Eukaryota; Viridiplantae; Streptophyta; Magnoliopsida; Brassicales; Brassicaceae. The record is from the annotation of a GenBank genome assembly.
GACUCGUUUCUUUGUCUGCAUCGGAUCUCUCAGAUUUCCGGAUCGUAGCCAUGAGCAGUGAAGGUUCCGCCGGAAAGGCGGUUGUUGAAGCGAAAGGAUUGAACCCGGGAUUGAUAGUGUUGCUUGUUAUUGGAGGCCUGCUUGUGACAUUCUUGAUAGCCAAUUACGUGAUGUACAUGUAUGCUCAGAAGAAUCUACCCCCAAAGAAGAAGAAGCCUCUUUCCAAAAAGAAGCUCAAGCGUGAGAAGCUGAAGCAGGGAGUCCCCGUGCCCGGCGAAUAGAUUUCAGCUUCUUGCCCUUACUUCAACCGUGUCGGUACCAGUUUUCUUUUUUCUUGUAAUGACAAUGUCAAGGAGACUUUUGUAUGGAGAGUAGAAAGGACACCCUUGUUCUGUUUUGGUUAGACUACAAAAUUUGAAUCUCAUCAACUUUUGUUUUCGCUUCACAUAUUUGGUUGCAGUUGUAGAGUCUAUCAUGUUCACUUAACUU